GUCCUUGUCUCAGCGUUCCGGGCUCGAAAGCCGCGGCGGCCCAGGCGAGCGGCGGCCGGGACGCUGCCGGGCGGGCAUGGGUUGGAAUCGGAGCCUGAACUCCGACCCGACUACAACCAGCAUCAUGCAGUUACUAACUGCUCUUCAUUCACCUAUUGAUGCCUCCCAGAAAAAAACGCCGCCAGAGUUCCCAGAAAGGCCAGCUGCUAUUCCAAGAACCACCACUGGAGGGCCCCAAACACCACUAUGGCUCUCCCCAGCUUACCAUCACCCACACUAGACAGGUGCCCAGCAAGCCCAUUGACCAUAACACCGUCACUUCCUGGGUAUCACCUCAGUUUGAUAUGACAGCAGAAGGCUGGUUCCCAGUGAACCAGAAGCGUCAUCGUCGAAACCAGGCAAGACAUUCAAGUCGAAAAUCCACCACCUCCAAGUUCCCACAUCUAACAUUUGAGAGUCCGCUGUCUUCCUCCGGUUCAGCUGCACUUGGAAUGCCCUUGACCAGGGAAUGUCCUGGUCAGUCAGAAAAGCGCAUUUCUGGAAGGUCCUUAGUUCCAAUGCUCAGUCCUCAAAACUGUGGGGAAGUGUCAGCACACGUGCUUCAAAACUUACCUUAUGUAUUCAUUCCACCUGAUAUCCAGACCCCAGAGUCAUCGUUUGUGAAGGAGGGGCCCGUUUCCCCCGAUCAGAGGGAACGUAGCCUUCUGAGUGGCUCCUUCCACACUAGUACUCCCAAGAGCCCGGAGGCUGGGCCUGUUCUAGUUAAAGACACCCCUGAAGAGAAGUAUGGGAUCAAGGUCACAUGGAGGAGACGAUGCCACUUGUUUACUUACCUCAGGGAGAGAGGGAAGCUGAACAAAAACCAAUUCCUUGUGAAGAAUUCACUGGAUUCCUCAGACUCCAACAGUCUUGAGAAAUUUUCAUGAAGUUGCUAAAGUACUUUUCUGGCUCGCAGGAGAGUACAUUAGGAGAAUAAAACAGAAAUAAAACCAAUAACCUCAAUAGAAAAAA
Molecule: messenger RNA, 1011 nt
Organism: Lontra canadensis (Northern American river otter)
Lineage: Eukaryota; Metazoa; Chordata; Mammalia; Carnivora; Mustelidae
Gene: RHNO1
Product: RAD9-HUS1-RAD1 interacting nuclear orphan 1
Exons: 3
Coding region: 159-926 (255 amino acids)
Biological process (GO): cellular response to ionizing radiation; recombinational repair; DNA damage checkpoint signaling
Cellular component (GO): chromosome; nucleus
Source: RefSeq, a predicted model, not a curated record